CAGGAGCUUUUAACUACCUCCUAAAUACUCCAUUCCCCCGCAACCAAGUGUUUUCUCCUCGAAUAUGUGGGAUGCUACUCAAGGUAACAACUAAGGCUGGCACUUUGACUACGAUGAUACUGAUAUAGGCCUAAGAUGAAUAGCGAACCACUAUGGAAGAGUGCCGACGACAUUAUAAACCAACUUCGGAGCGAAAUUAUCGCAUGACGAGCUCGGUAAUGACACCAUGAUGAGGCCAAGAUAACCCAACCCGGGGAAGGGGGAGCGUUGAAAAUUUCUUUCAAAAAUAAGAUGAUAACUAGUUGUAGAGUGCAUUGCUUAUAUUGCAUGAUCUAACUAGCUGUGUGCUCGAAUCAAUCAUGUAAACUAGUUAACUGGUUGAAUUUCCUCUUGGCUUCCCCUGAUCCUGACGCCCUCAAGCGCAUCAUUUGCCAUGCUCUUGAAGUGACUCAUUAUCCAAUCUAGAUUUCAUGGUGGAUAUUAUUACUCUCAUAGGCGUAUAGCCAGAGGUAGGGGUGAGCUGUUCUGGAUCUUAAGUUGGGACACCCAACUUGUCCUCUUCGACAGCAGUCUUGACCAGUUACCUGUUUAAUCAUUUGCGCGCCGAAGCGCUGCCAAGCAUUUCCAGGCCCAGUUAACUAGUUAGUUAACCAACCAGUUGGCUGCCAAGUUAGUUACCCAAACGAAUUUUACUUAUGACCAAUGCGCUCCUCUCUAUGGAGUAGAUGGAUUUUUAUUUUUCGGUUCUCUACAGUCUAGGUUAUAUAGGCCUCGAUGAUGCUGAUAAUGCACCCGAGCUUGCUGGCUAGGUUUUGCGUGCGACCGUAUAUUCCAACUGGAUUUUGUUUACCCGAAGCCUUUGCCCUCAACCGCCUUUCAGGCCGAUGCAGAAUGUCAACCUUCAAGGAGCCGCUUACACCUGGGAUGCAGCUGACGAGCGACUCCGGGAGCGUCUAUAGAAUCGAAGAAACGCUGCGCGAACGAAGGAGGCCUCUACUCUGCGUCUAUCGUGCUAGCUCUGGAGGGAAAAAUAUGUCCUCAAGAACAUGAUACCAGGCGAAUUCGAGUAUCAGCUAGACCUGCAGAGACGAUUCUCGGCCCACCCAAAUAUACGGGCAGUCACUGACACGAUCCAACCUCUUGAGAUGUUUAUAUACCCCUACUUGACUGGAGACCUACAGCACCUGAGCCCCAAACUACGGUCGAAGAGAACGAAGGUUGAAGUUCUUCGGAGUGCCUUGCAGGGACUCUGUGACAUGCACAAGGAAAACAUUUCCCAUAACGACAUCAAGGCCGACAACGUGCUAAUAGAGUAUGAAGAAGCAGAAGCAGGAGAAGAGACGGUAAACAUCAACAGCGUUCAAAUAUCCGACCUUGAAGACACUGUCCUCCUGCCGGCUGGGAAAUGGAUUAAGGGAACUUUAUGCGGGAAUGCAAUCUGGAGAAGCCCGGAGAGCUGGUGCCGGGCCCGCCAGAACAUCAGCUCGGACAUCUUCUCCUUUGGAAUUGUGAUGAUAUAUGUCAUGACAGGCAAGAUGGUCUUCCACGUUGGCUGGGACAAGCUCGACGCAGAAGACGCCUGGAGACACGUCCUGAGCCGACACAUCUCCUACUUUGCAGACGAAGAAGGAUUCAAUGGACUGCUGAAGCACAUCCAGAAGGAGAACCCGUUCUUUGAGCGCCUGGUGAGCCUGGCCGAGAGUGUUCCCCGACAACCCUUUGAGGCCUGGGGAAGUGUCGAGCCCGAACUGAAAAACUUGGUAGGCAAGAUGACCUGCCUGGAUCCAUCGAGGAGAAUCACUGCGGCAGAGGCGCUGGAGCAUCCCUGGUUCAAAUCGGCCUGGAUGAAAGGAUGAAAGGGAUGUAACUAUGUGACUGGCGGCGCUGUGCCAUGAUCCAUCCUCACCCUUUGAUGUACCAUUAUUAAAUUAUUAGUUGGAGAAUCUCAAAUCUUUCUCACAGAGACGUCCACUAUUAUUAUUAGGUAUUGCUUGCUUACCCGCAGCUCCAUCCGUUUGACCGUCGUCGCUUGA
Molecule: messenger RNA, 2033 nt
Organism: Trichophyton rubrum CBS 118892
Lineage: Eukaryota; Fungi; Ascomycota; Eurotiomycetes; Onygenales; Arthrodermataceae
Product: CAMK protein kinase
Exons: 4
Coding region: 1047-1856 (269 amino acids)
Biological process (GO): protein phosphorylation
Cellular component (GO): cytoplasm
Molecular function (GO): ATP binding; protein serine/threonine kinase activity
Source: RefSeq, a predicted model, not a curated record